GAUUACUCAAAAACGUGAAAAAAUGAUUUUGCGUGAAUGCGUUUGAGCUUGUGUUUACCCCAUGUCUGUGGUGCGCGUAAGGGCCUGUAAAGAGACGAAACAAAUUGAGCCCUGACAUGUUCUGAGUCAAUUGAAAUAAAAAAUGGUGUUGUGAGUUAAAUACACUAAGAUUGUAUCUAAAAAUAUAAUAUUUUAUAAUGCAACAAUAAAUCAAGCUUAUAAUUUAUAAAAAUAAUAUUACGCGUAGCCAUAGGUCGGUGCAUAGGUUUUCAGAUUCUCAGUUAAAUAUAAAUAAAUAUACGAUGUUUUUCAUCACGACUAAGUUCGACUAUUUUUAGGCUCUAAAAUAGGUGUAAAUAAUACAUGUUAUUAUGUAGGAAAAAUAUUUUAAACAACAUCAAAAUUAUAAUAUUUAAGUCUGCUGUAAACAAUGUAUUGAUCCCAAGUCUGCAUAUAGGGUCCGGAAAGUAACAAUGGGACUAGCAAAUUUAUUAAAACUGUUACACACGAAACACACAAUGUACAACUACACUCUUUUGGUUGAACUGUACAAAAAAGAAAAACAAUUUCAGAAAGUUUACACCACGUUUCGACCUAACUUAAAAGCAUCACCUGUAACGGGAAAAUUUUAUGCUCGUCAUGAAGCAAAUGUUAAUCAAGGAGAACCAAACUAUCACUACAUAGAACUUUUGGCACAAGCUAAAUCUCUAGGGCCAAAGAACAAAUUUCCGUCUCCAAAAACUGAAAGUCAAAGGUAUGGGUGGCACGAUAAAUCUUUCAUUCCACGAAAUGAAGAUAUUUUGAUGUUUCCACAUGUGGAAGCCCCCGAAAUAAAAUUAGACAUUAUACUAAAGCAGAAUUAUAAAAAUGAAGUACCAUUUAGUGGAAUACCUUUUAAAUUAUAAUAAAACAAAUUAUAGAAUCAUAGAAUAAAACUGUAUUUUUUCU
Molecule: messenger RNA, 948 nt
Organism: Myzus persicae (green peach aphid)
Lineage: Eukaryota; Metazoa; Arthropoda; Insecta; Hemiptera; Aphididae
Product: protein FAM183A-like
Exons: 4
Coding region: 474-905 (143 amino acids)
Cellular component (GO): ciliary base
Source: RefSeq, a predicted model, not a curated record